AUCAACAUUAGAGUUUAUAAUUAGAAACCAAGGACUUCUAUUAAUACGUGGUUCUUUUAGUCAUAUGAUGAGUUACUUAGCGGUGGAACUCAUGGCAGCCCUAGUGUUCCUGUCUGCCAUAUGCAUUCUCAUUGCUCCAGCCAUUGCUGGGCCAGCGUUCAUUCACCAUUCCUGUUCAGAUGAGCAGGAUAACUACACGAGUGGGAGUGCCUACAAGGCAAACUUGAAUCACCUCCUCUCCUCCCUCUCCUCCAACAUCACUGAGGGGUUCUAUAAUUUGUCUGAUGGGGAAAACCCUGAUAAAGUUUAUGCAAUUCUACUUUGUCGAGGAGAUUUGAAGCCAGAUGAUUGCCGUAAUUGCCUCAAUGUCGCCAUAGAUAAUCUCACACUGGAGCUUUGUCCCAAGCAGAAGGAAGCCAUAGCAUGGUAUGAAGAGUGCAUGUUACGCUACUCAAGCCGCAACAUAUUUAGCACCAUGGAAGAUACUCCUGACUUUUCAUGGAGGAACGCCUAUACCUUUUCAGACCAAGAAAAGCCUCAAUACAGUAGACAAUUCUUGAGCUUGUCGCAAAGCCUAACAGAUCGAGCUGCAGCAGGUGGUUCUCUCCGUAAGUUUGCAGUAGGACAUGCAGCAGGACCAGACGUCAAUACAAUUUAUGCACUUGUGCAGUGCACGCCCGAUUUGUCUGAGGAAGACUGCAAACUUUGCUUGACUGGGGCUUUUGCAAGUUACUGGAAAUAUUUUGCUGGGAUAAAAGGUGGGAGAGUUCUUAGGCCUAGCUGUAAUUUUAGGCAUGAGAUCAACGCCUUCUACAACCUCACAGCUGAAGCACCACCACCAUCGCCGCCUUCUUCAGCUGAAGCACCACCACCAUCGCCGCCGCCUUCAGGUAAAGGGAGUCACAAAUCUACAACUACAGUCAUUAUAGUUGUGCUCGUUUUUGCUUUUGUGGUAAUAGCCAUCUUCAUUUCCAUCUAUUUUAUAGUGAAGAAGCGAAGGGAGAAACCAACAAUCCAAUUAAACCCUAAAACUUCAUCAUCUUCUGAACGUCAUUGGGAUGUCUUCCUCAAUUUUAGAGGUGAAGACACCCGCAAUCAUUUCAUCGAUCACCUUUAUGCUGCCUUGGCGCGAGCCAAAAUUUGCACCUAUAAAGAUGAUGAGACGCUUCCAAGAGGGGAGACCAUCUCUACUGAACUUCUCAAUGCAAUUCGAAAAUCAAGGAUUGCUAUUGCGGUUUUCUCCAGAGGCUAUGCUUCUUCCACAUGGUGCCUUGAUGAGCUUGCGGAGAUCAUGGACAAUAGGAAAAUUAGAGGGCAAACUCUUCUUCCAAUAUUUUAUGACAUAGAACCCUCGGAUGUCCGAGAACAUACCAAUACUUUUGCAGAAGCAUUUGCUCAGCAUGAAGAGCAGUUUCAGAACAAUAUGUGGAAGGUGCAAAGGUGGAAAGAAGCUCUUACUGAAGCUGCAAAUUGUUCCGGCUUCGAGCCCAAACGCAUUGCAAAUGGGCGUGAGUCAGAAUCCAUCAAGAAGAUUGUUGAAGACGUUAGGCGUAGAUUAAAAGCCGGUGCUAACCGGAAUGUUGCCAGGCGGGUAAAAAUAAAGUUCCUAAACCUCAUGGGGUAUUAGGUAUUUAACCCUCUUUUAAAUCUUGUAACAAGUGCUAUUCACUUUGUGGGCAUUUAUAUAGGAUUGAUGGGUGAAAUUGGUAAAACAACUCUCGUAAAUGUUGUUUAUAGCAAAGUAUGUGUUGAAUUUGAAGGAAGUAGUUUUCUUUCAAAUCUUGAAGAAAAUUUAGAAAAGCCCAAUGGCUUAGUUCAUUUGCAAGAACAACUUUUGUAUUCAUGAUUACAUGAACAUCAAUUAUGUGCAAUGAAUCUUAUGAACAUUUGAUGUUAUUUUAAAUAUAUGAAAUGAAUGUCAUUCAUAAUAUAUUUUAGAGACA
Messenger RNA from Corylus avellana, 1943 nucleotides. The record is from RefSeq and is a predicted model, not a curated record. NCBI's taxonomy places the organism in Eukaryota, Viridiplantae, Streptophyta, Magnoliopsida, Fagales, Betulaceae.